AUGGUGCACUCUCUAAGCCCAUGCACUGACGGCAGUGCUUCCCCGUGUGGGGUGGCUGUGCCACAGCCUGUUGCUGAUAGCUGCAAUGAGCCCUGUGUCCGUCAGUGUCCUGACUCCAGGGUGGUGAUCUACCCUCCACCAGUGGUUGUGACCUUCCCUGGACCCAUCCUCAGCACCUUCCCGCAGCAGAGCGUUGUGGGAUCUGCAGGAACCCCUGAAGUUGGAAGCGGCUUCAGCGGCUAUGGCAGCCUCUAUGGCUACCGGGGCCUCUAUGGCUCUGGGGACCGGUACAGCUGUGGUGGUCUCUACGGUUACCGCGGCAUUUAUGGCUCUGGGGACUACUAUGGCUAUGGGGGUCUGUAUGGCGGCUAUAGGGGCUACUAUGGCUCUGGAGACUGCUAUGGCUACCCAAGCUUCUAUUCCGGCCGCUAUGGCUACCCCUUUGGUUCACGAUAUGGCCUGAGGUUCGGCUACGGGAGCUGCUAA
Messenger RNA from Nestor notabilis (Kea), 486 nucleotides. RefSeq names its product claw keratin-like. Gene Ontology annotation, molecular function: structural constituent of cytoskeleton. Lineage: Eukaryota; Metazoa; Chordata; Aves; Psittaciformes; Psittacidae. The transcript is spliced from 2 exons. The coding region runs from base 1 to 486 and encodes 161 amino acids. The record is from RefSeq and is a predicted model, not a curated record. Gene Ontology annotation, cellular component: intermediate filament.